UCGAUCGAGAAGCCUCGCUCGCUCGUCACGUCAUUGCUCCAUCAAUCCUAUAGCCGCCACCGCCACCGCCAUGAGAUCGCCGCUAGCGGUGUUCCCGCUCGGGGUCGCGCUCCUCCUGCUGACCGCGGCCGCGCUCCCCGCGCCGUCGCGCGGCGAGUGGGCGCCGGUGGCGGACACGAACGACCUGGUGAUCAGGCAGGUGGGGCAGUUCGCGCUGCUGGUGUACGGGCUGGCGCACCACAGGGACCUGGCGUUCGCGGGCGUGGUGCGCGGCCAGACGCAGGACGCCGUGGGCGGCGGCACCAACUACCGCCUCAUCGUCGCCGCGGCCAGGCCCUCCGACGGCACCACCGCCAAGUACGACUGCCUGGUGUGGGGCGUGCCCGGGUCGCGCUCCGACACAUGGAAGCUCCGCAGGUUCAGGAAGCUAGCUGGCUACUGAUAUUGCUCGAUCUAUCUUCUAUCCAUAUCUAUAUAGACUAUAGUGAUAAGUAAGUAUCAUAUGCCGCAGCUGGCGUUACACCUUUUUUUUUUUCAUUUGCGCGUUGUAAGCGUCAGGAAUAAGGUUUUUAGAUCAAAAUGAUCAGUUGCAAGGGUUGUUCUCCUUGUUUAGCAGGAGUCAUGUAUUUUUUUUCGCGACCGUACCUUAGCACGUAUGGUUAUAAAAAAAUGUAUGGUUAUCACAGAGCUCUGU
Molecule: messenger RNA, 694 nt
Organism: Setaria italica (foxtail millet)
Lineage: Eukaryota; Viridiplantae; Streptophyta; Magnoliopsida; Poales; Poaceae
Product: cysteine proteinase inhibitor 5
Exons: 1
Coding region: 71-442 (123 amino acids)
Molecular function (GO): cysteine-type endopeptidase inhibitor activity
Source: RefSeq, a predicted model, not a curated record